Coffea eugenioides is the source of this 1721-nucleotide messenger RNA. Its product is annotated as 26S proteasome non-ATPase regulatory subunit 4 homolog. Lineage: Eukaryota; Viridiplantae; Streptophyta; Magnoliopsida; Gentianales; Rubiaceae. Gene Ontology annotation, cellular component: nucleus; proteasome regulatory particle, base subcomplex; cytosol. The coding region runs from base 151 to 1356 and encodes 401 amino acids. The transcript is spliced from 11 exons. Gene Ontology annotation, biological process: proteasome-mediated ubiquitin-dependent protein catabolic process. The record is from RefSeq and is a predicted model, not a curated record. Gene Ontology annotation, molecular function: polyubiquitin modification-dependent protein binding.
AAAAGAAAAAUUUGGCAGUGUUCCUUCCAGCUCCAUUAGUAUUAAUUUUGGCAGUAGCCCUUCCGGCAAGCAAACCCCCCGACACAGAGAAAAAAACACCGAUCAGAUUCUUUCUUCAACCCACUCCAUCUUCAUCUUCAAUCGACAACCAUGGUGCUCGAGGCAACAAUGAUCUGCAUCGACAACUCCGAAUGGAUGCGAAACGGAGAUUAUUCUCCCUCCCGGUUUCAGGCCCAAGCUGACGCCGUUAAUCUCAUCUGUGGUGCUAAAACCCAGUCUAAUCCAGAGAAUACAGUGGGGGUGCUGACAAUGGCGGGCAAAGGGGUUCGAGUAUUGGUGACUCCAACCAGCGAUCUCGGAAAGAUCUUAGCUUGCAUGCACGGUCUAGAAAUAGGUGGUGAAAUGAACUUGGCAGCAGGUAUCCAAGUAGCACAGUUGGCUCUGAAGCAUCGACAGAACAAGAAACAGCAACAAAGGAUUAUUGUAUUUGCUGGAAGUCCUGUUAAGUUUGAUAAGAAGGUACUAGAGAUGAUUGGGAGGAAAUUGAAAAAGAAUAGUGUUGCUCUUGAUGUUGUUAACUUUGGUGAAGAAGAUGAGGCUAAGACAGAGAAGCUCGAAGCUCUUGUUGCUGCAGUCAACAACAAUGACAGCAGUCAUAUUGUUCAUGUUCCUCCUGGUCCUAGUGCUCUUUCUGAUGUGCUCAUAAGUACUCCGAUCUUUACUGGUGAUGGAGAGGGUGGAAGUGGAUUUGCGGCUGCAGCAGCUGCAGCUGCAGCUGGUGGAGCUGGCUUUGAAUUUGGAGUUGAUCCUAACCUGGAUCCUGAACUUGCUCUUGCUCUCCGAGUUUCAAUGGAAGAGGAGAGGGCAAGGCAAGAAGCAGCUGCAAAGAAGGCUGCAGAAGAAGCAGCAAAACAAGAAAAAGGAGAACAAUCCACAUCCCAAGAUGUUAAUAUGACUGACACAGCUAAAGCUGGAACCUCUGAAUCUGAAAAUAAGGCAACUGAUCUUACGGAUGAUGAGAAUGCCUUGUUGCAGCAGGCACUUGCGAUGUCUAUGGAUGAUUCCUCCUCUAAUAUUGCUACACGGGACACUGACAUGCCAGAAGCAGCUGGUGAUGAUCAAGAUUUGGCUCUUGCCCUUCAGUUGUCUGUGCAGGACAGCAUGAAAGAUGAGUCAUCACCAGCAGAUAUGAGCAAGCUACUGGCUGACCAGUCAUUUGUGUCAUCCAUCCUAGCUUCACUUCCUGGAGUUGAUCCAAAUGAUCCAUCAGUGAAAGAUUUGCUUGCGUCCAUGCAAAAUCAGUCUGAGCACAAAAAGGAUGAAGACAAGGAACCAAAAGAGGAGGAUAAGAAAUAAUGAUGCAAAAAUUUGCUAAUCACUAUCUAGUUUCUCUUAAGAAUCCGUCCUUCAGGGGGUCUCAAACAUUGCAUGUGGUCAAAAAUGAUUUCAAGAAUAGUGAAGAUAUUCCGUUAUUUGUUGGGACAGAAAUGUAGAAAGGAUGAUGAUCUUGUAUGCAUGAGGAAUUGGCUGUUAUCUCUAGACUGAUCUAGCUCAUCGACUUUUAACAUUUUCUUCUUUUGGUUCCCUGGUCUUUCAGAACAUUUUUCAGUUAAAUUAUUGGUGUAGCUUCUGAAUGAAUAUGUUUUCUCGCGCUAUAUUUUCCAGCUUUUUGCUGGAUUAUUACUCCAACAAGUGGAUGCAUCUCCGAGACUCUAUGUUAA